UCCUAUUAAAACUAUUGGUCUAGUCACCCCUCACCAAUAACAGUUCCUUACAAGUUUGACAAAAAACCAUUUUAAGUUUACAGGUUUUGAUUUCUGUUUGUUUUGAGAGAAACUGAGAGAAAAGAAAAGAUGGAGUGGAGAUGGAGAUGGAAUUACUGUUACAAGGAUGUUCUGCCAUUCACAGCUAUGGUGACAAUGGAGUGUGUAAACGUGGGGCUAAACACACUUUUCAAAGCAGCUACUAUGAAGGGCAUGAGCUACCAUGUUUUUAUUGUCUAUGCUUAUGCCAUAGCUGCUCUUGUUCUCCUUCCUGCUCCUUUCUUCUCCUACAGAUCAAGAGUGCUUCCUCCACUCAGCUUCCCUGUACUAUGCAAGAUUGGACUUCUAGGACUUAUAGGGGGUUCAUCUCAGAUCGUGGGGUAUACAGGCAUCAAUUAUAGCUCUCCAACUCUUGCUUCUGCAAUCAGCAGCCUCACACCAGCUUUUACCUUCAUCCUAGCUAUCAUUUUCAGAAUGGAGAAGCUAUAUUGGAAAAGAACAAGCAGUCAGGCUAAAGUCAUGGGCACCAUAAUAGCAAUUAUUGGUGCAUUUGUGGUGACUCUUUAUAGGGGCCCGGCAAUAGUCAUAGUCUCGUCGCGUUCCAUGUCACUUCAACAGCCUCUAAACUCGUCAAAAACAAAUUUGGUUUCUGGCGGACUUCACUCAGCAAGCCCGAAUUGGGUUAUCGGUGGUGCUUUUCUCACUGCUGAGUAUAUCCUGGUUCCACUCUGGUACAUUGUUCAGACACAAAUCAUGAAGGAGUAUCCGGCAGAACUAACUGUUGUCUUCUUUUACAAUUUAAGUGUUAGCUUCAUAGCUGCAAUUGUUGGUUUAGCUACAGAGAGGAAUGCAAGUGCCUGGAGAAUAAGGCCAGAUAUAGCAUUAGCCUCGGUUGUUUGCUCUGGACUCUUUGGUUCUUGCUUGAUCAAUGUCAUCCAUACAUGGGCUCUGCGCUUGAAGGGACCUGUUUUCGUGGCAAUGUUUAAGCCAUUGUCGAUUGCUAUUGCUGUUGCCAUGGGUGUCAUGUUCCUAGGUGUUGCUCUCCAUCUUGGGAGUCUCAUUGGAGCAACAAUAAUAUCGAUCGGAUUUUAUACAGUGAUGUGGGGAAAAGCAAAAGAAGAAAUGGCUGACGACUGUGGCAAUGGCACCACCAUGGAUCCACCAUCUUCCUACCAGGUCCCCCUGCUUCAAAGCUAUAAAAAUGAAGAGGUGUAGAAACAAACACAUACAUAUGAAUGCAAAAUCAAAUUCACAUAUGGAAAAUAGCAGCAGUCAGACCA
This is a messenger RNA of Durio zibethinus, 1319 nucleotides long. Its product is annotated as WAT1-related protein At3g28050-like. Gene Ontology annotation, molecular function: transmembrane transporter activity. Gene Ontology annotation, cellular component: membrane. Lineage: Eukaryota; Viridiplantae; Streptophyta; Magnoliopsida; Malvales; Malvaceae. The record is from RefSeq and is a predicted model, not a curated record.